This is a messenger RNA of Carassius gibelio (silver crucian carp), 1219 nucleotides long. RefSeq lists its product as uncharacterized. Lineage: Eukaryota; Metazoa; Chordata; Actinopteri; Cypriniformes; Cyprinidae. The record is from RefSeq and is a predicted model, not a curated record. The transcript is spliced from 6 exons. The coding region runs from base 12 to 977 and encodes 321 amino acids.
CAAAUCAUAAAAUGUAUGGAGAUGUUCUGGGGAGUUUGAUCACCCGCUUUCCAUUUUUGAAGGAUGGCAGCUCCUCUGGUUAUGAUACCUUGUUGGAAUGCCUUAGAAACAAAUUUAAAAAAGAAAGGAUUCCCUUGGUUAGCUCAUCGAUCGUCCUGCAAAUGAAGGAGAAGUAUGGGAUUAAAAGGAAGUGUGCUGGACAAACAGAUUCGGAGGAACUUGGUCAACAACAAGAGAUUGUGUUGGACCUGGAAGUAAUGGGUGAGGAUGAGACAAGUUUCCGGGAACACAUUAAUGCCAUCACCCUGGAGUUGCGUAAAAGCAAUCCCAGUUACUCUGAAGUCAAGAACCGGAUGAAGCGCACUCUUUUCAAAAGAGUACAGCUUAUGGACAGGCCUGCAGCUGAAGUAAUGGAGCAGUUUCCUUUUCUUGGAGUGCCACAGCUUAUGCUGCAUGAAAUGACAAUGAGGUUUGGAACAGACUUGGCGAAGAACAUGGAAACAUCUCUGAAUGAAAUGGCACCAAACAUCAUCAGGAGUGCAAAAGAAGGAAGUCAAAAAAAACUCUACGCCAAUCUCAUUGGACUAGCAGAGGAAACCACAGAAGGUCUCGUUAGGAAUGCUGCACUCAUUUUAUUGCCAGCACUAUUUAAAGAAAACGCCAGCUUCCUCUACUGUGUGGAUAGUGAACCCAAAGGUGCUACACCAACCAUAGUGUUUAACGGCUCUCCUGAUCCCCUCAAGGCUGAAAGCAUCAGCAUUAUAAUGGACAAUGUGAACAUCAUAAGAGAGGCAGACAUUGACAUGACACAGGCUGUGGAAUGCCUAUUUGCAGUCUAUUUUCUCUUCAAUGUGCAAUACCCGGUUGACAUUAAGCACACAAUGACUUUUAUUCAAAAAUAUAUGCUUAAACUUAGACAAGAGCACGGCAAAAGAACACCAAUACCUGUACUGAAAAUGUACAGUCAACUUGUGUAAAUUGUAGAGCUAUUUAAUAGUUGUUUUAAUUGUUCAUGUAUUGAUUUUUAUCUGCACUGUCAAAUAUCAAAAAUGAUUUAGUUUUUCCUCCUUUCAGAGAUAUAUGUAAAAGUGAAGUACUGUAUAUGUACAUAAACAAGCUUAUGUAUGUUUUUUUGCAAAGUGAAAAUGCUUAAAUGAAAUAAUUCAAACUAAAUGGUUAAAUGUAAUUAAACAUCUUAAAUGUAAAAUGUGAAAUUUGC